Trachemys scripta elegans is the source of this 3137-nucleotide messenger RNA. RefSeq names its product leucine zipper tumor suppressor 2 (gene LZTS2). Gene Ontology annotation, biological process: cell division; negative regulation of canonical Wnt signaling pathway. The record is from RefSeq and is a predicted model, not a curated record. Lineage: Eukaryota; Metazoa; Chordata; Testudines; Emydidae.
GCUGCCUGCGUGGUCCCCCCCGUCUGAGCCCCCCACACCAUGGCCAUAGUGCAGACCCGGCCCGUCUCCAUCGGGCCUGCUUCUGAGGCGGCCACCCAGCUCCGUGCCGGCGCCCGCUCGCCCACCUCUGCCUGCGGCGCCAUGGGGAGCGUUAGCAGCCUCAUCUCCGGCCGCCCCUGCCACGAGCGGCCGUGCAAGGCCGCGCCCGGCCCCUUCCGCCAGCAGGACGGGCUGCUCCAGGGGCUGCCCCCCGCCAAGCCCUGCUCUGGCCCGGUGCCCGGGGGCGGUGCCUACACCAGCGAGGACUUCUGGGCCAAGGCUGUGUCCCCCGUCAGCCCCUGCAGUGACGCCGAGGAGCCGCGGGACGAUCGGGCUCGGAGCGGCAACAUCCAGGGGCCGCCCCCGAGACUGGUCCCCGUCUCCGGGCAGCUGGAGAAGAACGUCGAGAAGACCCUGAUCCGUCCGACGGCUUUCAAGCCGGUCGUGCCCAAGGGCAGGAACUCUUCGCUACCGGGGUACGUGGUGCCGCGGCCCGGGGCGUCGGUGGUCCCUGAGAGCCAGGCCAGCCUCGCCCACCUCCUGGGCGGCACUGGCGCGGCCAGCGCCGAGAAGCACCACUCCCUGAGCUGCCGCCACAGCGCCCACUCGGGCACCCUGUCGGACUCGGGGCGCAAUUCCCUCUCCAGCCUGCCCACCUACAGCACGGGCUGCAGCCAGCCGCCGGAGCCGGCCAGCAUCUCCAUGGGCCACCUUAGCCUGGACAGUCACGGCGGCUACCCGGAGCGGGGCUCCCGGGGCCUGGCCGGCCCCUCCAACUCGGACAGCGGGCGCUCCUCCUCCAGCAAGAGCACGGGCUCCCUCAGCGGGCGGGGCCCCCCCUCCUCCGACGGCGGCUCCUGCGCCCGCUCGCCCGUCGAGGGUGACGAGGCUCUGCUUGUCCGCGAGCUGGAGGAGAAGCUGCGGGAGCGGGAGGCGGAGCUGCAGCACCUGCGCCAGAGCCUGGACGAGAACGAGGUGGCCAUCUGCCAGGUGUACGAGGAGAAGCAGAAGCGCUGUGAGCAGGAGAUGGAGGAGCUGCGCCAGGGCUACGCCUCCCAGGUCAAGCAGGCGGCCCAGAAGGCCCAGCGCACGCAGCAGGUGCUGCAGCUGCAGAUCUUCCAGCUGCAGCAGGAGAAGAAGAAGCUGCAGGAGGACUUUGCCCAGCUGCUGCAGGAGCGCGAGCAGCUGGAGAAGAGGUGCGCCUCCUUCGAGCGCGAGCAGACCGAGCUGGGGCCGCGGCUGGAGGAGACCAAGUGGGAGGUGUGCCAGAAGUUGGGCGAGAUCUCCCUGCUGAAGCAGCAGCUGAAGGAGUCGCAGGCGGAGCUGGCGCAGCGGGGCACCGAGAUGCUGCUGCUGCGGGCCCAGCUGCGGGAGGCGCGGGCGGAGCGGCAGGCGGGCGAGGAGCAGGCGCUGGGGCUGCAGGAGGCGGCACGCACCCGGGCGCUGGAGCUGGAGGUGUGCGAGAAAGAGCUGCAGCGCCGGAAGGGCGAGGUCGAGCUGCUGCGGGAGAAGCUGGGCCGGCUGGAGCAGGAGGUGGCGGGGCUGCGGGGGGCGCGGCGCCAGCCCCGCUGCCCGGAGCCGCCCGAGCCCAGCCUGCUGUGGGCCAGCGACGAGGCCAAGGCCCAGCGGCAGGCGGCCGAGACGCUGCAGGGCCUGCGAGCCGAGCUGCUCCAGGAGCGCCGGCGUGGCCAGGAGCAGCGGGCCGCCUUCGAGGCCGAGAGGCUCACCUGGCAGGGUGAGAAGGACCAGGUGAUCGGCUAUCAGAAACAGCUGCAGCACAACUACAUCCAGAUGUACCGGCGCAACCGGGAGCUGGAGCACCACCUGCACCAGCUGAGCCUGGAGCUGCAGGCCCAGCGGCUGGACGAGUGUGGCCUGCACGGGGCCGAGAUCUGCUUCGAAGAGAUCACCGCCACCGAGAUCUGAGCCGGGCUGUGCUGGCUGCCCCGUGAGCUAGAGGGGGGUUAGCCGGCUGCUUGGGGGGCAGCUGGCAAAGGGGCCCAUGGCUGGUUCAUGGGGGGGAGGGGGAGCUGGGCCUCUGGAUGCUGGGAAGAGCCGAUUAACAGCUGAUCCCUUUAGCGCUUGGGAGGGAAUUAGCAGCACCUGCUUGUAGCCGGCUGGGGGGUGGCAGGAUCAUUUCUCUGCCGUAUGGGCCCUGUCACCCCGCCCGCCGCGCCCCAGAGCCUCCAUUGAGCUGGGAGGAGGUAGCAGGGCUGUGUGGUGGUCUGCAUGGGGUGAGGCCCCCUCCUGUGCCGGGGAGAACGGGUCCCUCCGUGGCUGCCAGGUGGGCUGGCGUGAGCGCCAGGCUCGACACGCUGCGGGGCUGUGCCACCGCCUGCCAGCCUGCUGUGAGGUGGGGGCUCCCCCAGGGCUGGUCUGCGGUGCCAGCUGUGAGAGCAGCGCCAUGCCCCGAGCAUGUCCCCAGGCUGCCCCCCCCAGGGGGGGCUUGCAGUCCGGGGCUUUGCCCAAUCAGUGCAGGGUCCAGCCCAGGGCUUGGGAUCUCCACGCCCCUCUUGGAAAUCGGCUUCUUCCUCCUUUUGUGGGCCUGCUCCUCGCAGAGGCUGUAUCGGCGGGCAGGGCACAGGGCAAACACCGAGUGGGGGAUGCGCCUUGCGGCUGGACUCACCAGGCAGGAGCUAGCGGGCUGCGAGCAGGGCUGCUCUGCCCUCGGUGUUUAGCCCCCGUGCCUGGCAUCCCCUGCCCGCGGCCCAUCUGGUUCAGUGGUCCCUGCGCCCAGCCCUCUGCCCGGAGGGAUCCUGCCCGGCCAGGCUGCCCCUCUGCGUUCCGAACACCCGGCUUUGCAGGGUUGCGUUUCUGGGCCAUGCAAAUGUACUCUAUUUUUGUAGGCCCUACAGAAAGGGGUCUGGGCUCCCCGGGUUCAGUAGCAGUUCAUUAGCCGGCGUGAUUCCGCUUCCCAUCCCUUGGCCAGGAGGUCUGCGCACACCCCUGCCCUUCGCCUCCUGUUCCCGUGUGCUGAGCUCUGCCCCUGCCCCUCCAUUGCCAGGGGCCUGCGGCACGGUUUUGCUAGCCAGCCCCAGCCUGGCUUUGCCUUUUGCUUCGGGCCCAGCAGCUGCCUCUGCCCGGCACAUCCCGUCUCU